AUGUUGAAACGCCAGAGAGCGCCGUCGCCCCUCCCCGACUUUCCACAGGUAUCCCAUGAGGUGGCCCUCGAUGUUCACGAGCGCGUCGUGAAGCGAAGAAGGCACUUGGCGCCCCCGAGCAACGGCCCUCGGGGAAGUGCUAUCAAUGGCGGCGAAGAAGAGGAGGACGAUGAGGAUGAUCAGACGUGGUUGCUAGACGAGGGACGCCCGGAGUACUCGCGGGGAAUAUCAAGAUGGCAGGAGGAGGCGGGGCUCUAUAAGGCUGCCAACACCCUACUCCACGAUCUACAUGCAGAACAGAGACAUCGCAUGACAUUCUCGUCGUCGUCUUCUUCUACAACACCACUAGCAGCGCAUGAGGCACACUCGCCAUUGGACAACGGAGCACAUAUGUCUUGGCUGUCGUAUCCCACCAAAGAUCCCUGUUCGCCGAUUCACGGGGCACCUUCUCAAAUUCAUCAAGAACAUCCCAAGCAUGUAUUCUUUGACGAUGCCAUACCACCAGCGGAGGCGGAAGGUCAGAGCGUGACACAACGCUAUGAAGACACGAACAGAUAUCUCGGGUCCCUGUUUCUCAGCCGCAGACGGCUAUUGGAUACACAUGAGGACCAUGAGCAUUCGCCUUGA
This is a messenger RNA of Sparassis crispa, 627 nucleotides long. RefSeq lists its product as hypothetical. The transcript is spliced from 2 exons. Lineage: Eukaryota; Fungi; Basidiomycota; Agaricomycetes; Polyporales; Sparassidaceae. Bases 1 to 627 code for a protein of 208 amino acids. The record is from RefSeq and is a predicted model, not a curated record.